GUCGAGACUGGUCGAGGAAAGCUGGGAGGUAGCGAAAAGAAGCUAUGGUGGCGGCAGCGACAGCGGAGAAUGGGACCAAGAUAGCCGUAAAACGCUGAGGCGGCAAGCGACUAGGAUGCCACGAGGCCCCCGCUUCUCCUUUGCAUAAACUGUUCCACCGCAGCCCAUCACGACAGUCCAGAGUGCACUUGAGGAAUGUCAGCGCCAGCAACCCUCUUUCCUAUCAGAGAACAUGGCUCUUCGGUCGUACACUCAGGAACUCGGGCGAGACCUCCCAGGAUCCAUCGUCUUCCACCCCUGUCCUAGAAAUUACCGCCCAACCCCCUUCACCGUCGAGCAUAUCCUCAUUUGGGUCCGUCAUCCCACGUCAAGAUCGUUUACAUGUUUCCUCGCCCGAGGCGUCGGCGUCUUCCCUCGACAACAGCUCUCCGCGUUCCAAGGAUGCCACUCGGGACGUCCUCGACAUAUCCGAUGUGGCCUCGUUCUCGGAGUCUGAUGCGGAGAUCCAUGUGGAGCCACCUUCCGACAAUGAAAUCAUUUACGAGCCUCAGAGUGCUCGCUGUAGUGCAUUCUUUGACUCGAUCCUCACAGAUGUCACAGCUCAGGCCGAUGAAUCCACCGAAACUGCGCUUUCGUCGGACAAUGACGCGGAUGACCAGAGCGCUGAGAAUGGAGCGACUCCUCGAGCCACAAUGCUUACCUUUGCAGGCUUUCUGCGACCGGCGUCUCCUGCCUCUUUAGCUUCCUCGGCCUCGGGGGCGGCAAACACUCCCCGUCCGCGCUGUCCUUCCCUUCCUUAUACUGACCCCCGUAUAACUUCCAUGGUAACUCUGCGUCAAACGUUAGCUAGCAAGAAGUCAGCAUCCACGGUUCGCUUGUCUGAGUUCGGAGCACUCGGCUUUGGUAGACAAGCGGCUGAGAACGCUCGUCUGGCAGUGACGCUUCAAGAGGAGUCGAGUGGUUGUGCUGAAGAAUGGGAUGCUCAACGGGAACUGAUGAAUGCGAAAAGCUCACCGGCCCCUAUGCUACGGGCGAAGAAGACGAAAAAGCGACCGCAUGCGUUGAACCUGAGCACGAUCAACACCCAGCUGCUUCAGCCACAGUCGGCUGAACCGUCGCCUGCACGGUCUCCUGGUCGCACUCGAUUUCUUGUUCCGCGGGCCGAAGAGUCACCUCGCUCGUCCCUCCCUUCUCCUUCCCUGGCUUCACCGCUUGUCCAUCAAGGCCCUCCUGAGCCCGUAUACAGCCACUCUUCCCCAGCAGAGAACUUCCACGACACCCUGCAAGUGAAGAUCUCCCCAGGGGAUCCCGAACUCAUGCCUGCCGACUCCGAGCUGGGAUUUUCUGCCUCCGUUUCAUCACCCUCAGAGUACUCCCAACUAUCCGUCAAUGCCUCCCCUUAUUCUACUAUUUCUCAGAAGUCCGUGUACUCCCAGCCAUCGUGGAAUGAGCAAACGCCCCCUGUUCCCUCUUCCCCUGCUGAACCCCAGGCUGAAGAAACGGCGUACCCAUUCCCUGAUGCAUCGACAGCCUCGCCAGUGGCGGCAUGCACCACUGAGCAGCUCAUGGCGUGCACGGAGGAAAACAUUAAUACGGUUGCCCCCCAACUAGGCAUAAGGGGUCUGACAAUCCUUGAAGACGUCCCUUUCGAGCCUUCACGAUCGUCCAGUGAGAAUGCGUACGGAACUGACGCACAUACGACGCGUCAGAAGACGCAUACGCCUACGCCUCCUGAGCCCGUAGCCCGCCGCCCGUCUACAUCUCGUCCAGAGUCGACUGAGAGACUCUCGCCCGACUACGGCUCCAACCUCGCAUCCUGCGGUCAUCGCUCCUCUGCGUCCGCGACCACGAACAACACGAACUGCGCGCUGUGCGAUGGCGGCAGCAGCCGGACCAGCGGUCUUCCCAGCCCGCCUGCCACCCCUAGUUCCCAAUCCUCCAGUUUGCCGGCGCGCACCGAGACUCGGCGGAGGUACGGCUCGAGGCGAUCGAAGUUCAGCACGAUCGAGGAUGACCCUAUCCCAGGCUACGUUUCUACGCCCCAACCGGCGCCGGGCCCAGAGGUACGGCACACCAAGAGCAUUUUGAUGCUGAACACGUCGGUGCAUAAAGAUGCAAAGCGCGUGCAGAUACAGACCCCUACUUCUGAAACGCCUCACAACGCGUUCAUUAACCGCCCGGUCAGCAAGCCGCUUUCGAACAGCCAGCCUCAGAUGUCGUCGAUGGACAAGCCCCCUACCAAGCCUGGGAGAUUGCGCUCUUCUCCGAUACUCAGCGCUUUGUUCACUUCUGCUCCUACCAAGGCUGACCACGAUCCUGUGGAAUUGCCCGAGAAUUCUCCGCAAAAGGGCAGAAUUCGUAGAUCAUUCUCGCUUUCCUCUAGAAAAUCCAAGACAUCUCCCGCGGCGCGGUCGAUGAAAGCGAAGUCAACAACAUUCACCGGACAACAAACGCUGUCGGAGCCUCUCAGAAAAUGGAAACGCAACUCGCUCCCGACUCAGCCUCAGUCAACGCCCUCGGGGCCUCCGCCAUCCUCGUCCAGGCCGAGGCGGUUCUCUCUCUCUUCAGUGCCAGCUGGCUGCUGGCCACGCAAUAUUUCGGCUCAUUAUCCCCCCAUUUCGACGUCCUAUGUCGACCUUUCCUUGCCCGAAGAAAUCCAGGAGCCCCAAAGACCCCAGGAGCCCCAAAGACCCCAGGAUCCCCAAAGAACCCAUGUACCCCAAGAGUCGAAGUAUGAGCCCGAUGUAUUAUUCACCGGGCCUACCAGGCAAGCGUUCAUCCCCGGCCCGGUUUCCACCCCUCCAUCUCCCAAUUCAUCCACCACGGAUUGGACGCUCUCGCUCAACUCUUGCGAUGGGAAUGCAUUGCCCCAAUUUCUGCUCGGGACGCAGAUGGCGAACGCACAGCCCCCUUCUGUUGACUGGACACUCGACAUGCCGCUCCCGCUCAGUCUGCGGAUGUCUGUGCCGAUCAGCAUCUGGACGGCCAAGUUCGUCAUUAACAGCGAGCAAACUACCAGGCUGGACCCUUCCGAGACUUCUACUGAGAGCGAUGCCACAGAGAGCGAUGGCGAGCUCACAGAGGUACCUGAGCGUGAGAUAAGGGCAGGGCUGGGUACGUCGGUGCAGCUCCCGACGCCGUUGCCUACGCCUAUCCCAUCGCCCAAGUUCACCACUGGCUUCGUCCAGUCUGUACGCUCUUCGGAGAAGGAGCAUAAGAGAGUUCGCUCUGGUGGAUACUCCGGAGGUCUGAACAUGGAUGGCGGACGCGGCAAGCGCGGAUCGGGGUGGGACGUCUGCGGGUGGUUUGAGGACUAUACCUCGGAACAUUCGGACUCUGACGAGUCUGUCGUUGAGCCUGUAAAGAAGAGCGGGUGCGAGACGAUCAAGGAGGCUGGGACGGGAGACGAGGGCGACAGCACAGAGGAAGAAGAGCAGGACAGCGAGAGCGAAGAGCAGGAGCGCCGGGACGGCCUCGGCGCGCUUCAGAACAUGCUCAAGCGCGGCGAGGAGAUAUUCUAUCGGCCUCCCUCACGUGCGCAUAGACGCCAGAUCGGCAGCGUGAGCACGUCCGCGUCGGUCGAGACUAGCGCGUUUGUCAGUGCGAGGUCGAGCUUCAGCGCUCCCAUCCGCGCCUGACAUGUCGGCAUUUCAAGGGUUUGGCUUUCAUGACACGAUGGGAUACGUUGGACUCAUCCUUACGACUGACGCUAUGAAUAUCACAUCCGGAACCAUUGGACACAGGUUUAUACCCCCAGUUGAAAUCGGACAUUCAUUUGUCGAUAUCUCACGCUCUUUUGCACCCUACGUACCUACCCAGAUUUCUCUUAAUUCACCGCUUACAUACGCCUGGCGAAGCACAUUACUCUCAGCCCUUGCUUUUCAUGAUUGUUUACUUGUACACACUUAUCUUCUGGUCCGCUCUCGUUGAACUUUGUUCUUGCUCAUGGUUGUCUUUCUUGCUCUUGCUCAUGCGUUCAACGUACGUCGUAAAUACUCGCAUAUAUCUGAAUCGACAGGGUGGUACAGGUUACGGGCUACUUC
Molecule: messenger RNA, 4043 nt
Organism: Coniophora puteana RWD-64-598 SS2
Lineage: Eukaryota; Fungi; Basidiomycota; Agaricomycetes; Boletales; Coniophoraceae
Exons: 5
Coding region: 693-3638 (981 amino acids)
Source: RefSeq, a predicted model, not a curated record